UUAAUUAAAUUCAAUUAUGUUAUUAAAAUAAUUUUCCUACUUGUUGGUGGAAAUUGGCAAAGCAAAGUAAACCAUCCGACUGAGAGCUUUCUAACCUAAUUUCUGUAUUACACUAGUAGCGUAGGGGUUUAAGUUAAGUAUGGGGAUGGCAGCGUGGCAGCUGUAUAUUUACAUAUUGCCUUAAUGCAAAGUGGCAGAGUAUUUUAUUGUGGCUUGUUCUUUGGAGAUAACACAUCUCUUUUGUAUUGGCACAAUGAGGCCGUGUGUCUGUGUGAAAGAAAUUCAUGCAACCCCAACACUAUAGUGUUCAUGCAACCCCAACACUAUAGUGUUCAUGCAACCCCACACGGCAACAUAUGUGAAGGCGAUGUAUGUGAUUUAGGUUUAAAACACUUUAGGUUUAAAAAGAAAAAUCUCCGUUGUGUUUGCUAAUGUAUUUCUGGACAUUUUCAAUGAAAAAUUAUUUCAGCCAUGACACAACUUUAGGUUGUGGUUAGCUGCUUUACACUAUAGUAAAUAGGUCCAAGCUAUAGAAGUAUUUACUUCUCAGCUAGACAUACAUAGUGUAAUAUGUUAAAUAUUAAGUUAAAUAAUUAACUCAAUAUAUUAUAAACUGAGUGAUAGAAAAUGAUGCAUAAUUAGAAAAUAAUCACUGGCAGUUAGUACUACUGUAUGUAUAAAAGAAAACAAAAAGGAAUGAUGUGCUUUCUGUGUGUAUGUAGUAAACCAAAGCUGCACUUUCAUUCCUGAUAUUUUGAGCUGGAUCUCUAUAUUCAUAUUCUUUAAGAGCAGUAUUCCCCCCCCCACCCCCAUGUUUUUUAUUCUUUUUUAUUAUGCUUCUCUGUAGAAAAAUUAUUGAUUACAUUAUUUGUACGCAUACAUGCAUACUGGAUUUACUCAGCAUUUGUGUGUAAUAUGUGGUGCUUUGACUAAACCUUUACUUGAUUCUUAUUUGACAGCUUAAGGCUCAUUUUCGUCUGCUUUUUAAUAUCCACCACAAAUGAAUGAAUUACUUUUAAUAUUUCUGGAAGCAUUAUCCUUGAAACUCUUUAGAAGACCACAAAAACAGCUGCACUCUGGUUUACUCAGGGCAGUGGAGGUGGCAUGUCGCAGCCCCGUUGCAUGCUGGGUCAGCUCCAUGCUCUACUGCUUCGGAGGGGCCAUUCUCUCUGCAGUGCUGCUCGCAGAACCACCUGUAGAACCAUUUUCUAACAACAGCCAUGUGUUGGUGGCCUCCCUGAUCUGGUACUUGAUGUUCUACUGCCCCCAGGAUCUAGUCUACAGCUGUACUUCCCUCCUACCUGUGCGAUUAGUUUUGUCUGGGAUGAAGGAGGUCACUCGUACAUGGAAGGUUCUGGGAGGGGUUGUACAAGCCCAGAAGAAGUAUCAGAAUAGCUUGCUAGUAAUGAUUGUGGUUGGCUGGGCCAAAGGGUCAGGCCAUGGGCUGAUCAGUAACUUUGAGCAGUUGGUUCGUGGAGUAUGGAGGCCUGAGACCAAUGAGCUUCUCAAAAUGUCAUAUGCCACUAAGGUCACCUUGAUAGGAGCCAUCGUCUUCUCAAUGCAGCAGAGUCACAUCCUCCCAGUGCAAAAGCAUCAGCUGAUGUUUCUCUAUACCCUCUUCCUGGUCAUCAACAAGGUGAGGAUGAUGUUGACUGCUCCGUCUUUCCCGUUCGCCCCUGUGGAGACGGCCAUUUAUCGUGUGCUCUUUGGGAUGGAGUCGACACAUUCCCCCUCCGCAAAUGAGGCCGAUGUGUCUGUCACGUCGCCCCCGGAGACCUGUACUGCAGCCGCAGAGGCCAUCAAACCUGCCUCUCCGAGGCACAAUGGCUCUGUGUGCUGCGACGCGGAACAAAACGCAGCCCCUUCUGCGGAAGCGGACGUAGACUGUUCACUGAAACUGGCGGCCAGGGAUGAUCAACAGACAGCUGCAGAGCGGAUAAGGACUGAUUAAUGAACACCCUGCGCAACUUUUUCCAUGUUCUCCUUAAUGCAAGCUGAAUGUAGCAUGAUUCAUUAUAUGAGCGGUAUAUUUUCAUAUUUAUUGAGGUUGAUAGUCAUUUUCUAAACAAUGUCACUGGUUUUCAGGUGUUUUUAUUACAAUAUGACAUGCAGAACUGGGAAUGUCUUGUGGCAGGUUUUUAUCUGGUAGUUUUGUUAUUUAAUCACAUAAUUUUAAUAAAUUUUAAAAUACUACAUAUUUUACAUUUGUUCAGGAAAGAGGUAAACCUCCAUUCUCUUACAUUUGUUAUAUGUAAUAGAAAAAGACGUUUCACUUUAAUUUUUGCUCCUGGUUAAUUGUACUUAUCCUAGCUCAUUUUUAAAGGGGACCUCACCAAUGAAUGUGGAAGCAUUUUGUGCUCUCUCUAUUAAAUAUUUCCAAAAAAGUA
Molecule: messenger RNA, 2387 nt
Organism: Paramormyrops kingsleyae
Lineage: Eukaryota; Metazoa; Chordata; Actinopteri; Osteoglossiformes; Mormyridae
Gene: tmem38b
Product: transmembrane protein 38B
Biological process (GO): potassium ion transmembrane transport
Cellular component (GO): membrane
Molecular function (GO): potassium channel activity; identical protein binding
Source: RefSeq, a predicted model, not a curated record